AGAAAGUAUCUUUAUUUACAAAGUUGAAGCUUAAAACCCACGCACAUAAAAAACGCAGGGAAACUCAGACUCAGAGAUGGCGGUGAGCAAGGAGCAAGUUGAAUCAACCUUAAAGUCCAAGCUCAAUCCUUCUCAUCUUGAUGUUAUCGACACAUCUGGGGGUUGUGGUGCAAGUUACAGCAUUGAGAUUGUAUCACAAGAAUUUGAAGGAAAAAGACUGCUGGAGAGGCACCGGCUGGUGAAUUCUGCGUUGGCGGAAGAGAUGAAACAUAUUCACGCUCUCUCCAUAACAAAGGCUGUGACCCCUGAUCAAUGGAAAGAGCAUGAGGCCAAAAAGUCUCAACAAGAUGCCUGAAAUAUACGGGUAAACCUAUUAUACUAGUAGCAUGUCUAGCUGGAAAUUUGCCAAACUUACUCUCGUCUAUCCAUCCCAUGGCUUUGUAACAGAAGAACGCUAACAUGAGAGCGUUGGGAUCCUGUUAAUGCCUUAUGGGAAGUACUGUUGCUUAGAAUAAUUUGGCUUAAUAUUUUCAUUUCUGGCUUGUGCUUGCUCAAGUAUAUCAAGCUAUUCACUA
Molecule: messenger RNA, 575 nt
Organism: Salvia splendens (bonfire salvia)
Lineage: Eukaryota; Viridiplantae; Streptophyta; Magnoliopsida; Lamiales; Lamiaceae
Product: protein BOLA2
Exons: 3
Coding region: 77-355 (92 amino acids)
Biological process (GO): protein maturation; intracellular iron ion homeostasis
Cellular component (GO): cytosol; nucleus
Molecular function (GO): 2 iron, 2 sulfur cluster binding
Source: RefSeq, a predicted model, not a curated record